This is a messenger RNA of Epithele typhae, 564 nucleotides long. RefSeq lists its product as uncharacterized. Gene Ontology annotation, cellular component: membrane. The record is from RefSeq and is a predicted model, not a curated record. Gene Ontology annotation, biological process: mitochondrial respiratory chain complex I assembly. The coding region runs from base 1 to 564 and encodes 187 amino acids. NCBI's taxonomy places the organism in Eukaryota, Fungi, Basidiomycota, Agaricomycetes, Polyporales, Epitheliaceae. The transcript has 6 exons.
AUGUCGUUCCUAGCCCGCCUCUUUCGUCGUGUCAAGGGCCCUACUGGUUUUGUCGGCAGGGAUCUUGAAGGGAAUAGAUACUUUGAGUACGCUAGCACCUCCGAUGACCCACGUAGAACAAAACGUGUUGUGAAGUAUGCGAAGGGUGCUGACAUGCUGGAAUAUGUCGGGGGAAACAGACGGUUGGCAGUGCAAUGGCUGUCAUGGAUGACCCAUACCAGACCGCAUCCACCUUCGCUGGAGGAACUGCAAGCCGAUGUCGAACGCCAACGACGGAUUCUCAACAACGUGGCGAUGAUAGAAGCCCGUGAGAAGGCUCAUGCGGCUCGAGUCGCCAUUUCAGAAGCGCAACAUACGCAAGCUCAAGCGCCUGCUUCAUCACCCAGGCUCCCGGACCCUAUGCAUGAACGGGCAAACGAAUGCAGCUCGAACGCCUCGGAUACUGCCGCAGAACGCGUACCAUUUGCCCCGCCAAGAAAGGAACCUCCUUCACCCUGGAAGCCACCACCGCCUGACGAACCUCAGAGCUGGACUCCUCGCAGUGCUGUUCGUCGAGGUGGAUGA